Messenger RNA from Mangifera indica (mango), 1393 nucleotides. Its product is annotated as expansin-A15-like. The record is from RefSeq and is a predicted model, not a curated record. NCBI's taxonomy places the organism in Eukaryota, Viridiplantae, Streptophyta, Magnoliopsida, Sapindales, Anacardiaceae. Gene Ontology annotation, cellular component: extracellular region. Bases 135 to 890 code for a protein of 251 amino acids. Gene Ontology annotation, biological process: plant-type cell wall organization. The transcript has 4 exons.
AGUUAAAGAUAUAGUCUCACCCUAACCCCCUUCCUAAAAUUCUAUAAAUUCCCCCUCAACCCCUCCCAUUCUCUUCACUCAACUCCCUCACAUUGUCUCUCUCUUUCCUCUGCUUUUGUGUUUCCAAUAUCUUCAUGAAAAUGGGCAUUUUUGAAAUUUUCUUGGUCGGUUUACUAGCAAUGGUCUCAUCCGUACAUGUCUAUGGAGAUGGUGGGUGGACUAAUGCACAUGCUACUUUCUAUGGAGGUGGUGAUGCUUCAGGGACCAUGGGUGGAGCUUGUGGGUAUGGUAACCUCUACAGCCAGGGUUAUGGUACUAACACAGCAGCUUUGAGCACUGCUCUUUUCAACAAUGGGCUGAGCUGUGGGGCUUGCUAUGAGAUUAAGUGUAUGAGUGAUCCCAAAUGGUGCUUGCCUGGCUCUAUUGUCAUCACAGCCACCAAUUUCUGCCCACCAAACAAUGCCCUUCCUAACAAUGCAGGGGGUUGGUGCAACCCUCCUCUGCACCAUUUUGAUCUUUCACAGCCUGUCUUCCAACAUAUUGCCCAAUACAGAGCUGGGAUUGUCCCUGUAGCCUACAGAAGGGUUGCAUGCGGAAGAAAGGGAGGCAUCAGAUUCACCAUUAAUGGACACUCAUACUUCAACCUAGUGUUGAUAACAAACGUUGGUGGUGCUGGUGAUGUUCAUGCCGUUUCAAUUAAAGGGUCAAGAACUGGCUGGCAACCAAUGUCAAGAAACUGGGGUCAAAACUGGCAAAGCAACACCCUUCUCAACGGCCAAGCCCUCUCAUUUAAAGUCACAACUAGCGAUGGUCGUACAGUGGUGUCUUACAAUGCCGUCCCUGCCGGGUGGUCCUUUGGCCAGACUUUCUCUGGCGCUCAAUUCCGCUAGAGACAGCUCCAUCUACUUGUCAAUGUCAAACAAUUGAUGUUGGGUAAAGUUUAGUGUAUUAGUAUACUAAUCAGUAUUUUAGUAUGAACGGUAAGCAUAUUAGGGGUCUAGAGUAUAUAAAUAUAUAUAUUUAGUAUACUGUCUGUGUGCUCAGUGGUGGGCGGUCCUGUCGGGUCAAAGUGAAAAGGGCUUAUUUUAAAUGGCUCUUUUUCAUUUUGAGCUAAUUUGAUUAUUAUUCCAGCUUAUGGAAAUUUUAUUGUUCCUGGUCCUGGAGAUGUUUUUUGCGUUUUCUAGUAAGGAAAGCGGCGGAUGGGAGUGGUGGAGGAGGUGGUUUUUUACCACCCGCCAUUAGUGAUUUAUUAAGUCAGAUCAUUUUUUCGCUUGGCUUGUAAUGUAAUUGUUAUCAGCAUUUGGCUGAGUAUGCCCUUGGUUAUUGUAAUGGAAUUUUAUGUCUAAUCUAUUACUGGUUUUAAUGGAAAAGCCUCAGAGUGCUAAGUAUAUUA